Messenger RNA from Bufo bufo (common toad), 1263 nucleotides. Its product is annotated as carboxypeptidase A1-like. The coding region runs from base 1 to 1263 and encodes 420 amino acids. Gene Ontology annotation, molecular function: zinc ion binding; metallocarboxypeptidase activity. Gene Ontology annotation, biological process: proteolysis. Lineage: Eukaryota; Metazoa; Chordata; Amphibia; Anura; Bufonidae. The record is from RefSeq and is a predicted model, not a curated record. The transcript is spliced from 11 exons.
AUGAAGGGUGUUCUGGCAUUACUUGCCUUGGUGGCAGCUGUCUCCAGCAUGGAGAAUUACAGCGGACAACAAGUCCUGCGAAUUCUCCCAACCAGUGAGGAGCAGGUGAACCUGGUUCGGGACCUGGAAAACAUUGAGGAACUGACGAUUGAUUUCUGGCAGGGACCCUCCAGACCCAAUAGAUUCAUUGACAUCCGUGUACAAUUCUCCAGUCUGCAGGAUGUAAAGAUCUAUCUGGAGUUUCACAAUAUCCAGUACAGCAUCAUGAUCCAAGACCUGCAGACUUUGUUGGAUGAAGAAAGGAAAGACAUGAAGAUUGGACGUGCCAUGGAAAAUGCCCGUUCUACUGACACAUUCAACUAUGCCACGUACCACACCUUUGACGAGAUCAACAACUUUAUUGACACUCUGGUGGCUGAAAAUCCUGGCUUUGUGAGCAAAAUCGAGAUUGGCAGAAGCUAUGAGGGUCGCCCUCUGAAUGUUCUGAAGUUCAGCACUGGCGCUAACCGCCCAGCUUUCUGGAUUGAUACUGGAAUUCACUCUCGUGAGUGGGUUACUCAGGCCAGUGGUCUGUGGUUUGCUAAGAAGAUCGUUACAGAUUAUGGACGUGACGCAUCUCUUACUUCCACCCUGAACAAAUUGGACAUCUUCUUGGAAAUUGUGACCAACCCUGAUGGCUAUGCUUACACCCACUCCAGAGACCGUAUGUGGCGUAAGACCAGAUCCCCCAAUCCUGGCUCAACCUGUAUUGGAACUGACCCUAACAGAAACUGGGAUGCCGGUUUUGGAGGUGGUGGAUCAAGCUCAAACCCUUGCACUGAGACCUACAGAGGACGUGCUGCACAUUCUGAACCAGAGGUCAAGGCUAUUGUUGACUUUGUGAAGAGCCAUGGCAAAAUCAAGGGAUUUGUUUCCAUCCAUAGCUAUUCCCAGAUGCUCCUCUACCCAUAUGGCUACACCACUGCUCCUGCUAAAGAUGCUGCUGAAUUGAACAGUGUUUCUAGAGCAGCAGUUAAUGCAUUGAGAUCCCUGUAUGGAACACAGUACACAUAUGGAGACAUCAUUACCACCAUCUACCAGGCUAGCGGCGGUACCAUAGACUGGACCUACAACCAGGGCAUCAAGUACUCUUACACCUUUGAGCUUCGUGAUACUGGCCGUUAUGGUUUUGCCCUGCCAGCUAACCAGAUUAUCCCAACUGCUGAGGAGACCUGGCUGGCCCUUACUAAACUCAUUGAGCAUACUCGUGAUAACCCUUAUUAA